Myiozetetes cayanensis is the source of this 1023-nucleotide messenger RNA. RefSeq names its product thymocyte expressed, positive selection associated 1 (gene TESPA1). The annotation marks the transcript as partial. Lineage: Eukaryota; Metazoa; Chordata; Aves; Passeriformes; Tyrannidae. The record is from RefSeq and is a predicted model, not a curated record. The transcript has 7 exons. Gene Ontology annotation, molecular function: signaling receptor binding.
AUGGCCUCCCGUGUCCCCCCCGGUGUCCCCCGUGGUGUCCCCUCCAGGGUCCCAUGGGUGCCGGGCUGGGGUCCCUGGGACGCCGAGGAGAUCCUGUCCGACCUGGGCUUCGUGGGCAGCGACCCGGGGGGCGCCUGGCGGGUCCCCCCCCGCUUCUUCUCCGCCCCCUCCCGCGCCAACGGCAUCGACUUCCAGCUCUUCCUGCGCUCCCAAGCGCGGCGUCUGGAGAUGGAGGAUCCCGGCCUGCUGCUGGCCGGUCGCUUCCAGCCUCUCCAGGCUUUGGCUGCCACGGCCGACCCCUUUUUCGGCCUCUGCUCCCACGCGUCGCGAACACCCGAGAGGCGCAUCGGCUCCCGGCCCUGUCGCGACAUCGCCGACACCGCCCCCCCGUCCUGUCGCGACAUCGUCCCCGCCCCACCCGGGGCGCGGCUCAAGCGGGCCGUGUCCCCAGACUCCCCAGAGCUCCGGGCGUUCGGAGCCCCCAAAACUGGUGGGGGGCAGCGCCGGGGGCGCCCCCACGGGCCGCGACCCCCUGGGACGCCCCUCAGAGAGCGGAGAGCGGAGGAGUCCGGGGAGAUGGAGGAGGUGCUGAGCGAUGGUCGCGAUGAUGGUCGCGAUGAUGGUGACAGUGACGGUGACAAUGACGGUGACGAUGCCCACAAAGAGACCUCUCAGCCCCUCCGGUCCUUCCGUGUGUCCAUCAGGACCCAAACGACCUCCACGUGGCUCUGGAGCUCCCACGGCUUCGAGGAGGGGUCGGUGCCCCUCCGGGUGCCCCCCCAGGCCCUCCGUGUGUCCAUCAGGACCCAAACGAGCUCCACGUGGCUCUGGAGCUCCCACAGCAGCAGCAGCAGCUCCGUGGAGGGGUCGGUGCCCCCGGGUGCCCCCCUGGGUGCCCCCCCAGGCCCGUCCCCCCUGGACGUCCUGAGGCCACCACGGGGUGGGGGGGACCGCCCGUGUCCCCUCGGGACCGUCAUGCUUUGGACACGCGUGGGUGUGGGUGUGGUUCACGUGUGUGUGUGU